AUGUUUAGAAAAAAAGAAGUUAUUUAAAUAGCAGAAUUAAGGGCUGAACCUAUAAAAGAGAUUUAAUUAUAGUUGAGUGAAGAGUUAUAUGAGUCGAAGUUUAUUUUUAAUAUUAAUGUAUACAGUUGGAUUAGAUUGAUUAGAGAAUGUAAUGGAAAUUAAAGAGAGAAGUUAUUGGAGAUGCUUAAAAGGUAUCAGAAAUCAAUUCUAAGAUUUCUAUAAUAAAAGAAUAAAAUAAAUCUUAAUUAAAGGAAGAGUUUUUAAAAUUAACUUAAGAUGUUGUUAAUUUAGAAUAAUAAAAAGUUAAUUAAAUAAAAACAAUUAGAAAAUUAGUUGAUGAUAAAGAAUAUGCAGAAAAGAAAUCUAAGGAGAUGAAGAAAUUAUAUUUGUAAUCAUAAAUUCGUAAUGAGUAAUUAAAAAAAAUGAUAUUAGAAGAAGAAGAACGAUUUAAGAGUUUGAUAUUGAAUUGA
Molecule: messenger RNA, 470 nt
Organism: Paramecium pentaurelia
Lineage: Eukaryota; Ciliophora; Oligohymenophorea; Peniculida; Parameciidae
Source: the annotation of a GenBank genome assembly